Messenger RNA from Drechmeria coniospora, 1062 nucleotides. RefSeq names its product 5',5'''-P-1,P-4-tetraphosphate phosphorylase 2. Gene Ontology annotation, biological process: nucleotide metabolic process. NCBI's taxonomy places the organism in Eukaryota, Fungi, Ascomycota, Sordariomycetes, Hypocreales, Ophiocordycipitaceae. Gene Ontology annotation, molecular function: ATP binding; ATP:ADP adenylyltransferase activity. The transcript is spliced from 2 exons. The record is from RefSeq and is a predicted model, not a curated record. The coding region runs from base 1 to 1062 and encodes 353 amino acids.
AUGCUCCCAGCACUUACCCGCCCCCAGCUCAUGGAGUCUCACAACGACAGUCACUUCAAGGCGUACGCAAUGCCAGUCGUCAUCAUGCCCGGACCAAGGUCUCCUGCGAAUCUGCCCGAUCUCGUCAGGACGGCCUUUGCCAAGGCCCGUUCCGCCGGGGACCUUUCUUACUUUCCCACUCAGGUGACGACACUGCUCGUCGGCACCAUUCCGCUUCGCUUCUCCCCGGCACUGGCCAACAAACCGCGGGCUCCUCCCGCUUCGCCGUCACAAAAGCCCGCUGAUCCCUUCGCCAACCCCCCUCCCAGCCUGCACCUUUGCCCCCUCGGCCCGGCUCACUACCUCGUCCUGAACAAAUUCGCCAUCGUGCCGGAACACUUCAUUCUCGCCACCAAUGAAUUCAAACCCCAGAGUCAUGUCCUCGAAGAGGCAGAUUUGGGGGCGACGCUGGCCUGCAUCGGCGCCUAUGAAGGACAUGGCCAUGCCGCCGGCUUGUUCGCCUUCUUCAACGGCGGCGAGCAUUCGGGAGCCAGCCAGCCACAUAGGCAUUUACAGAUGCUCCCCGUGGCGAGGAUGCGGGACGGGCUGGAGGAGCACUCGGCCUGGAAUCUUCUUGCAGACGAGGCCGACCAGCUGCAAAGGGCGCCGUUCGUUGCCUUUACCGAAACCAUCAGCUUGAACACGUCCCCGGCAGAUCUGCAUGAAAAGUACCUGAAGCUUUAUCGACGAGCCUGUCGGGCUGUCGCGGCGCAAACGGGUCUCGCUUGGGACGGACCUGAGCCUCCAGCCGAGGGAGAGGCCCUCAUCAGCUACAACUUGGCCAUGACGAAGAACACCAUUGUCGUGCUGCCGCGCCUCGCCGAGGGAGCUGCAGUGGCCGAGAGGAGCGGUGAACCGGUUGGAAGGCUGGCAUUGAACGGGACCCUCCUGGCUGGCACAGCCCUCGUCAAGAUGGAGUCUGAGUGGGAGGCCCUCAAGGACGACCCCCGCGGGCUCGCCGAUGCCCUCCGCGCAAUUGGUAUACCGAGAGAGGAGUUUGAUGGAAAAGCACAAAAGCUAUGA